GCAGCUGAACCCGCCGGCUGUGGAGCCUCCUCUUCCCGCGCCCGGCGGCCCUCUCCGCCUGCGGUACUGGCCCUCCUCCGCAGAGGAGGGGCCACUCACUGCAACUUCGGGAGAAAAUGUCUGGAAUUCCGUUUCCGCUUUAGGGAGUGGACGGUGAUUUUUUUUCUUUUACUUGACUUUCCAUCCAACUUUCAUUUCCACCACAACUCGCACAGUUUUUUUGGUUAACUGUCUCGGAUUAAAUUAUCGUCACGACGAUGGCUUCUUCGCCUCAGAAGUCCCCGUCCUCUCCGAAAUCUCCGACGCCCAAAUCUCCGUCCUCCAGAAAGAAAGACGACUCUUUCCUGGGAAAACUUGGAGGAACUUUGGCGAGAAGGAAAAAGGCGAAAGAAGUGUCUGAGCUUCAGGAGGAAGGGAUAAAUGCCAUCAACCUUCCUCUCAGCCCCUCCCACUAUGAGCUGGACCCUGAGGACACCAUGUUGGAGGAAAAUGAAGUCCGCACCAUGGUGGACCCCAACUCCAAGAAUGACCGCAAGCUGCAGGAGCUCAUGAAGGUACUGAUCGACUGGAUAAAUGAUGUUCUGGUCGGGGAGAGGAUCAUUGUGAAGGAUCUGGCUGAAGAUCUGUAUGACGGACAGGUCCUGCAGAAACUGUUCGAAAAGCUGGAAGGUGAAAAAUUGAACGUGGCGGAGGUGACCCAGUCGGAGAUCGCCCAGAAACAAAAACUGCAGACUGUCCUAGAGCGCAUCAACGACUCGCUCAAACUCUCCACCAGGAAUAUUCGCUGGAAUGUGGACUCGGUUCAUGCUAAGAGUAUAGUUGCCAUCCUGCACCUGUUGGUGGCGCUGUCGCAACAUUUCAGAGCACCAAUCAGAUUGCCUGACCACGUUUCUAUUCAAGUAGUGGUCGUCCAGAAAAGAGAGGGCAUCCUUCAGUCUAGACAAAUUCAAGAGGAAAUCACAGGCAACACAGAGGCUUUCUCUGGCAGACACGAGCGCGAUGCUUUCGACACCCUGUUUGACCACGCUCCAGACAAACUGAAUGUUGUCAAAAAGACAUUGAUCACAUUUGUGAACAAACACCUCAACAAGCUCAACCUGGAGGUUUCUGAAUUGGACACACAGUUUGCAGACGGUGUUUAUCUGGUUCUGCUGAUGGGGCUGCUGGAGGGAUAUUUUGUGCCACUCUACAACUUUUUCCUCACACCAGAGAAUUUCGACCAAAAGGUCCACAAUGUGUCUUUCUCCUUUGAGCUGAUGCAGGACGGAGGUCUGGAGAGACCAAAGCCCCGACCAGAGGAUAUAGUGAACUGUGACCUUAAAUCGACACUCCGCGUCCUCUACAAUCUCUUCACCAGGUACAGGAAUGUAGACUAAGCACCAUGAGAGGCUGAAGAGGGAACACUUUAUACCAUGGACCACAUAUUAUUAAAGCCUAAAAAAAUAUAUUUUUUCCUUCUAUUCAACGUAGAAGUCUGUUGCUUUAUCUGAAUGCAUGUAUCACAUUUCGCCCCUGUUGAAUAAUGUACCACACACUAAUCUGGAUUUUUUUUUAUUCUACUGCAGACAUUUGGCUUGUGUGCCACAAAGUGUUUGACUUUCUAUUGCAAAUUGGGCAUCACCAGACAGGCGACUGUGAACUAAAUUAAGUAGUUAAUGUUUAGUUAAGCAAUAGAGGUUGCUCUGUAAUAUUUUUUUCACCUCAUGAAGGGGAGAUUUUAGAUGAACUUGAAUUCCGAAAAAAAAUUGUUUAACUAUAUUUAUUGUACAUUUUGUUACACUCGUCCACUCUUACUUUUCCAGCUACUUCAUUUUCUUGUUUAUGUCAUUCAUAAGUGCCUUUAUUUAAACAUGUGAACACUAUAAGAUCCCAACAAUUAAUAUUGGGGUGCAUGUGCUCCACAGUUGUCUUAACGUUCCAGAUUUCCUUUGCAAAUGUGGAGGAACGUCUGAAAUAUUUGACCAAAGCUCUGCUGUAUUCACACUGUAAAACAUGCAGUAUAGAGGCUUCACUGAACAGCCGCUUGCUUUUUAGUAUUGAGGUACAUCAGCGUUACAUAAUCUGCUUUUUGUGGUUUAAUACAUUAUAUACAUCAUAUUCUAAUACAAAUGCACUCCUUUCGGCAAGACGAAUGAAAACUGAAUAUAUAUACUUUUCACUUUUUCAAAUGCAGCAGUCAUCUGUAGCUCAAGCUACCUACACAUUCUCUAUCAUGUAUCUAUUUAUGUUUUAAUGCAUUAUAUUCAAUAAAUCACUCAGUACCUGGA
Plectropomus leopardus (leopard coralgrouper) is the source of this 2267-nucleotide messenger RNA. It is a transcript of the gene parvaa, whose product is annotated as parvin, alpha a. Gene Ontology annotation, biological process: actin cytoskeleton organization; substrate adhesion-dependent cell spreading; cilium assembly. NCBI's taxonomy places the organism in Eukaryota, Metazoa, Chordata, Actinopteri, Perciformes, Serranidae. Gene Ontology annotation, cellular component: cytoplasm; actin cytoskeleton; focal adhesion. The record is from RefSeq and is a predicted model, not a curated record. Gene Ontology annotation, molecular function: actin binding.